This is a messenger RNA of Carassius gibelio (silver crucian carp), 2588 nucleotides long. RefSeq names its product RNA polymerase II associated protein 3 (gene rpap3). The record is from RefSeq and is a predicted model, not a curated record. Gene Ontology annotation, molecular function: protein binding. The transcript has 18 exons. The coding region runs from base 403 to 2346 and encodes 647 amino acids. NCBI's taxonomy places the organism in Eukaryota, Metazoa, Chordata, Actinopteri, Cypriniformes, Cyprinidae.
GAGAAGUUUAUUAUCUUAAAUUGAUUUUCCACAUGUGUGCUAGGAGGCCAGUAACGUUAAUCCACGUUUUUACUAAGAUAUUUGAGAUCAAGUAACGUAAAUUAUAACUUAAUUGAUUUACCAGUGUGUAGAAGAAUCGUUUAGCUCGGUAUUUAUCUCCACACAGCUCGUGAUAAACCUGCUCUUGGAGGUGAAGUUGUUUCAGUCGCAGAUACAGAGAAUAUUCUAGAAUUACAGACGGACGAGAUUUCAUUUCAACAAGCACCUGUUAACGUUAUUUAUUUCGCGAAAUCUCUGAUUAAUCUGUAGUUCGCGGGGUUUUUCAGGGUCGCUUUGUUGUCAGUUUAACUUUCGAAGAGUUACCAUGGUAACCGUAGCCUCCCGCCAGUGAAUCUGCAGAAGAUGUCGGGAAAUAAAGCGGUGGAGCUGCAGAUCCAGAUGCGACAGAACGCAGAAGAUCUGCAGAACUUCCUGAAGGAGCUGAACAACUGGGAGGAAGAAGUCAAGGAGAAAGACCAGCAGCUUCGCUCCGGAGACAUCAGCGAGCCGCCGAAAACUCUCCCGCCGGUGAGGAACAGAGAUUAUAAGAAGACGAAGAAGAGCAUGAAGCGGCGGACCGACGGCGCUCUGAAAGAGCAAAAGGAGACGCAGCGCAUAAAAUCCUACGAUUAUCAGGCCUGGGACAAGUUCGAUGUGGAGAAGGCGCUGGACGCCGAGGAGAGCCCGGUCCACUCCAACGAGUCGGACUCAGAAGAGCCUGCGGUGGACAGAGAUCUAGCGCUGACCGAGAAAGAGAAGGGGAAUGAGUUCUUCCGUGUUGGCCGGUACGACAGCGCCAUCGAGUGUUACACCCGAGGAAUGGACGCGGAUCCGUACAACCCUGUCCUGCCCACCAACAGAGCGGCAUGUUUCUACAGACUCAAGAAGUUCGGCGUGGCGGAGUCCGACUGUAAUUUGGCCAUCGCUCUGGACGGGAAAUACACCAAAGCGUACAUCAGGAGAGCGGCGGCGCGCGUGGCGCUCAACAAACACCAGGACGCUCUCCAAGAUUACGAGAUGGUUCUCCAGCUGGAUCCUGGAAGCGCGGAGGCUCAGACGGAGAUCCAGAAGCUCCAGCAGGUGCUGGGAUCCAGCGGACGGACGGCGGAGAAGAGCGAGAGCCAGGCGGAGCCGUCACAACACACACAGGAACAGCAGAGGAAACAGGAAGCAGUCGUGCAGAAGGACAGAGGAAAUGCUUACUUUAAAGAAGGCAAGUACGAGGCGGCGGUGGAGUGUUACUCCAGAGGAAUGGAGGCUGAUGGGACGAACGCACUGCUGCCCGCCAACAGAGCCAUGGCCUUCCUCAAACUCCACAGGUUCAGCGAGGCCGAGCAGGACUGUAACACGGCUCUCGCUCUGGACGCCUCGUACGCCAAAGCCUUCGCCCGACGAGCCACGGCCCGAGCCGCGCAAGGCAGGACCCGAGAGGCCACAGACGACUUCCAGCAGGUCCUGAAGCUGGAGCCAGGAAACAAACAGGCCAUGAGCGAGAUCCAGAAACUCUCCGAGGACAUGAGGAGCCGCGGUCUUCUGGCUCCAGAGGAGAACAAACAGAGGAGAAGCAUCCAGCACAUCCACAAACCUGAACAUCUCCGAUCCACCAAACCCUUGAGGAGGAUCGAGAUCCAGGAGGUGGGUGGAGAGAUCUCACCGUCCACGUCUUCACCGCUUCACAAGACCCAGAAGACGGAGGAGAUCUCGGACGCUCCUGUGUCCCAGAAGACGGAGGAGAUCUCGGACGCUCCUGUGUCCCAGAAGACGGAGAUCUCGGACGCUCCUGUGUCCCAGAAGACGGAGAUCUCGGACGCUCCUGUGUCCCAGAAGACGGAGAUCUCGGACGCUCCUGUGUCCCAGAAGACGGAGGAGAUCUCGGACGCUCCUGUGUCCCAGAAGACGGCGGAGGUCUCAGACGUGUCCAGGGCCGAUGCUGAAGCGAUUCCUCCUCCCAGCAACAGUUUCCAGCUGGAGGCCGAUCUCAGGAAGAUCAGACGUUACCCACAAUCCACUUACAGAUAUCUGAAGCAAAUCAGUCCAGACGCUUAUCUGAAGAUCUUCCAGAACUCUCUGGAGCCUGAUGUUCUCAACCACAUCCUCAGGAGCUUCCACAGCUGCUUUCAAGCUGAAGAUGCGUCUCUCCUGCUGUCCGUCCUGAGGAGCCUGGCGAGCGUGAGGAGGUUUGACAUGAGCGUCAUGUUCAUGUCGUCCGCCGAGAAGAAAAUCUUACAGGAGCUGUUCGACUGGAUUCACUGCGCCGGAGCGGGAGACGCUUCUGAGCAAGACUUACAGAAGAAAUACGGCCUUUGACCUCUGUUUGGACUGAAAACUGGAGCUCGGUCAUCAGUAUGAGGUGAAGCCGAACUGGAAACAUCACCGAUUCAGUGUGAAUGAAUCCGACCUCAGAAAAGACGCUUUGUGCCUUUAAACUCCUGCAUGAGUGUGUCUCCGGUGCAGAUGAGCAGAACUACAGAUGAUAUUAAUAUGACUCAUGCGUCUUCACAAUCUGCUUCUGUACUAAAUGCAAUAUUAAAGUCAACAUGAAAUCCAAA